Chironomus riparius is the source of this 1473-nucleotide messenger RNA. The record is from the annotation of a GenBank genome assembly. Lineage: Eukaryota; Metazoa; Arthropoda; Insecta; Diptera; Chironomidae.
AUGUUUCUAUACUUAAUUGUUGCUGUGGCUUUUCUAAUUUAUUUUUGGUUUAAGAAAAAACAUUCAUUUUGGAAAGAUCAUGGCUUUAUUUAUCCAGAACCAUCGUUUCCUUUAGGAAAUUUAAGUGGCAUUGGUGUAAAAGAACAUUUUAGUGAAUAUGUAAAGCGACAUUAUGAUCAAUAUAAAAACAAAUCACCAGCUUUUGGGAUGUAUUUAGUUGCAAAUCCUGCAUUGGUCAUAACUGAUAUUGAACUCAUAAAAGACGUGAUGGUUAAACAAUUUGAAAGCUUUCAUGAACGAAACUUUUACGUUAAUAAAAAGGCAGAUCCAUUAUGGAACAAUUUAUUUACUGUUGGUGGUCAGGAAUGGAAGGAUUUAAGAGCUAAAUUGAGUCCAACAUUUACAAGUGGUAAAAUCAAAAUGAUGUUUCCAAUUGUAGCUGAAGCUGCUGAUCGCAUGGUUGAAUAUUUAAAGCAUGAUACCAUAACUCAAAGAGAAUUGGAAGUGAAGGAAAUAUUUUCAUCAUUUACUACAGAAGUCAUAGCUAAUGUGGCUUUCGGAUUGGAUAUAAAAUGUCUUGGACAUCCAGAUAAUGAAUUCAGAAGAGUCACAAAGUUUGUUUUUGAUCCUCCAAUAUGGUACAAUUUGAAAAACUUUUUAAUUUUUGCUUUACCGGAUGUUGCGAAAUUCUUCAACAUGGUUCUAAGUCCACAAUUUGUCACUGACUUUUUUAUGAAUACAGUCCGUGAUAAUAUGGAACACAGAGAAAAAAAUAAUAUUCGUAGAAAUGAUUUCUUCCAAUUGCUCCUUGACAUUAAGAACAGCGAUGUAGGAAUGUCUUUCAAUGAGAUGGCUGCUAACAGCUUCAUCUUUUUUUCCGCAGGGUUUGAAACGAGCUCCAGUGCAAUUACUUUCUGUACUUAUGAACUGGCUCUUAACCAAGACAUUCAAGAUCGAUUGAGAAAUGAAAUUGAAGAAAUUUUGAUAAAGUAUAAUGGGGAAUUGACUUAUGAUGCAAUUGCAGAGAUGAAAUAUUUGGAUAUGGUGUUGAGUGAGACAUUGAGAAGGUAUCCAGUUAUAGACACUCAUCUAAGAAAAAGCGUUAAGGAAUAUAAAAUACCAAAUACUAAUUUGGUUAUACCAGCAGGAUGUCCCAUUUUCAUUCCAGUUGGUGCUGUUCAAAACGAUGAAAAAUAUUUUGAAAACCCUCAAAAAUUCAACCCUGAAAGGUUUACUCCAGAAAAUAUCAAGAAACAAAUUCCAUACACCUACAUGCCAUUCUCUGAGGGUCCUCGAAUUUGCAUUGGUUUACGGUUUGGAUCAAUGCAGGCAAAAAUUGGAUUGAUCAAACUUUUGAGAAAUUUUAAAUUCCUCGUUUGCAGUAAAACCUUGAUUCCAAUGAAAUUUGCACCUAAUUCUGGUUUCCAAUCACCUUUUGGUGGAAUGUGGCUUAAAAUUGAGAGCACUAAAUAA